AUGCCUCCUCUACCACCAUCAGCAAACCCUCUCCCCCGACUGGUAACAUACUACCAAACCCAUCAUGACUCCUCAGGCAACCUCAUCUCUCCUCUGCCCCUCAUCACACAACCAAAUAUCGCCAUCACUCACGUCAUUGUCGCCGCCAUCCACAUAAACGAUGACCCUGAAAAGAUAACGCUGAACGAUUAUCACCCGUCUCACGCUAUCUUCCAGACCAUGUGGGCAGAGCUACGUAUUCUACAAGCUUCGGGCGUUAAGGUUAUGGGCAUGUUGGGCGGUGCUUGUAAGGGCAGCUAUGCCAAGUUGGAUGCUGAUCAGGACCAGUUUGAUCGGUAUUAUGGUCCUGUGAGGGAUAUGAUUCGAGAGAGGGCACUCGAUGGGUUGGAUCUGGAUGUUGAGGAAGAAAUGUCCCUGGGAGGAAUCGUGCGUUUGAUCGAUCGUCUACGCAGCGACUUUGGUCCAAGUUUCAUCAUCACCCUCGCACCCGUUGCAAUGUCUCUUCUCGACUUCACCAAGAACCUCAGCGGUUUCGACUACGAAGCUCUAGAAGUUAUGCGCGGUCGCGACAUCGCCUGGUACAACACCCAAUUCUACUGCGGCUGGGGCGACUGCAGCAAUCCCCUAAUGUACGAUCUCAUGGUCCAGAAGGGCUGGCCGCCAGAGAAGAUCGUCAUCGGACUCGUCACCAAUCCUGAGAAUGGACACGGUUACGUGCCGUUUAAUCCUCUCAACAUGGUGCUUACGACGUUGCGGGGACGGUAUGGGAAAUUUGGUGGUGUGAUGGGUUGGGAGUAUUUUAACAGCUUGCCUGGUGGAAAGGAGAGGCCUUGGGAGUGGGCGAGGGAGAUGACCAAGUUGUUGAGAGGGCAUAUUCUCUCGGAUCCAGUGCCGACACAACAAGCGCCGGCUGUUACAGAACAACCUACAAAGAAGAUCCGAGAUGUCGAUCCAGAUACACCAGGCGGAAAGGAUGUACCGGUGCCGAAGCAGUUCGACUACUACACGGAUGGCUCGGAUGCAUAG
This is a messenger RNA of Fusarium coffeatum, 1026 nucleotides long. RefSeq lists its product as uncharacterized. Gene Ontology annotation, molecular function: chitinase activity. NCBI's taxonomy places the organism in Eukaryota, Fungi, Ascomycota, Sordariomycetes, Hypocreales, Nectriaceae. The transcript has a single exon. Gene Ontology annotation, cellular component: extracellular region. Bases 1 to 1026 code for a protein of 341 amino acids. The record is from RefSeq and is a predicted model, not a curated record. Gene Ontology annotation, biological process: carbohydrate metabolic process.